AUGACCGACAUCACACAGCAGAACUGCAGGGUGCUUCACCAGACAAACAGACCAUCCCUUCAAUCUCCGCUCAAAAUCCUCAGUGUUUUGGUUGUCAGUCUUCUCCUAACACACUCUUGUAAAGGUCAGUCCCAGUUAAUUGGUUCAUCUCAGCCAAUAGUGGCAACAGUUGGUGAUGACGUCAUUUUGCCAUGUCAUCUGGAACCUGCCAUGGAUGUUGCUGCCAUGACACUGGAGUGGACCAGAUCUGACUUGGACUCCAUAUGUGUCCAUGUGCAGCGUGCUCAUCAGGACUUCAUACAAACUAUACAUCCAUCCUACAGGGGACGAACAUCACUGUUCACUGAUGAGCUGAAGCAGGGAAACAUUUCACUGAAACUCUCUAAAGUGAAACUUUCUGAUGAGGGAAAAUACAAAUGUAACAUUCCAACACUCAAUAAACAAUCUUCUGUUGAACUUUUUGUUGGUAAAUACAGAGCACACAUGCUUUACCAUAUUAAGUUAGCUUUACAGCUGUGCAUCUUUUUUAUUUUUUUAAUUGGUGAUUGUGUUGCUCACCACUGUUUUAAAAAUGACUUUUUUUCCUCAUCAUCAGGUGCUGCCUCCUCACCUGUCAUCAGUUUAGCAGGUGUUGACAGAGACAGAGGAGGAGUGGUGUUACAGUGUGAAUCUAAAGGCUGGUAUCCACAGCCUGAGGUGUUUUGGUUGGAUGGUGAGGGAAACCUCCUCUCUGCUGGACCCACAGAGACAGUCAGAGGUCCUGAUGACCUCUAUACUGUCAGCAGCAAAGGGACUGUAGAGAAGAGACACAACAACAACGUCACCUGUAGAGUCCAACAGAACAACACCAACCAGAUCAGAGAGACACACAUUAUUGUUCCAGAUGAUUUCUUUAAGGUCCAGUCUAGUUCUUUUCCUAUCAUAAUUGGUUUGGCUGUUUGCAUCGUGAUUAUUGGCCAGGGGAGAGAAGAAGCUGAGAGGGAAGUUAAGAGACUGGAGAUGGAGCUGGAGAUCAAGAACAAGAAGGUUGAAAACAAACAAGCUGAAUGUGAUCUGUUCACGGAGCUGCAGCAGCUCCGUGAAGACAAUCAGAGGACAGAGAAAGACCUGCAGACCAUGGAGAAGGAUCUGGAGACAAAGGAAAAAAAGUUGGAGACAAUAAGAACGGCCAAGUAUUCUAAGAUUGCUGUUUUGGUAUGUGCUCAUUUAUGUUCAGUCACAUGUCUUGAUAUGAUCCAGUUCAGCAGGGAGCAGCGGCAGAGGAAGGAGCAAGCUGAAAAAGCUGAGCAGACACUGAAUGAUGAGUUGCAGAAACUGAAGGACCAGUUGAAGUCCAAGCAGGAGGAGUUUGAGACCAAGACCAACGAGGUUUAUAUUUGUACAUUUUCCUCAUAA
This is a messenger RNA of Thunnus maccoyii (southern bluefin tuna), 1395 nucleotides long. Its product is annotated as butyrophilin subfamily 3 member A2-like. The record is from RefSeq and is a predicted model, not a curated record. Bases 1 to 1395 code for a protein of 464 amino acids. The transcript is spliced from 9 exons. NCBI's taxonomy places the organism in Eukaryota, Metazoa, Chordata, Actinopteri, Scombriformes, Scombridae.